CGGCCGCAUCGCACUUUCCUUUCGCAACCGGAACGCAGCGAAGCGCCGGCAGAGCAGCUCGCGAACUAUUCGCAACUUCGUCGCGGACUCCGUCGCCGCCUGAGAGCAACAACUACAAAGCGGUGGCAGUGGCAGCAGUGGCAGUGGCAGUUGCUGCUGCAACACGGCGCGGCCCCUCGGCGGCCUCAGUUUUCCAGAGCCACAGCCACGUCGUCGUGGGCCCUCGUCGUCGUCGUGUGCCAAGUUUGUUUUGAGUUUUUCCGCAUCGAAAUGUGCAAAACGAUUUCAGUCUAAUUCAGACGCUCGUGCUGAGAAGACUUUGGCCCUGUUUGCCGGCCCCUGCAACGCAGCUGAAGGCGCACCGAGCACGACGACGAGCACCGAGACGAACUGCACUGCAGGACCGAGGCGGCUAGUUGCCACAUGGCCACGCAGUGCGCGUAGUAACGCGACGGAACGCAGCGCAACGCACACCCGCACACCCGCCCGCCCAGGGACAGCUCACACAGACACUCACAUGUACAUGCCCACUCCCGGCCAAGCCUCGUAGUUGUCGCGGCUCCCACUCAACUCCCUCGCAGCGCUAUGUGAGGCGCGGUCGCGCGACGCAACGGACGCAGCGUUCAACGAGCGAUCGUAACGGGGAGCGGUGAUCAGCGGUCAGCGAUCAGCGGUCAGCGGUCAGCGGUCAGCGGUCGGCCAUCAGCGAUCAGCGAAUCAACAUGGCGUCGGCGCAGGCGGAAACGAAGGCUGGCAUGGCGGCCGAGCAGGGCGCCGGAAGCGGAAGCGGAAGCGGAAGCCAGCGGCAGCGCAAGGGCUCGGGAUCGGGGGCUGGCUCGCCGAGGAGCAGCCGCAGCUCGCCCGGCCAGCAGCAGGAGGAGAAGCAGCGCCCGAAGAGCGAGGAUCGCACCUCGCCCGCGGGCGGCGGGGCCAGGGAGGAGGACAAGGAGGACAAGGAGGGCCAAGGCCACGCGGCCGGGGGCGGGGGAGGGGGCUCCUCGCCGGUGAGCUCGCCCCAGGGACGCAGCUCGUUGGCGGCCUCGCCCAGCUCCACGUCGCAGCAGUUCUGCCUGCGAUGGAACAACUACCAGACGAAUCUCACCACCAUCUUCGAUCAGCUGCUCCAGAACGAGUGCUUCGUGGACGUGACCCUGGCCUGCGACGGCCGCUCCAUGAAGGCCCACAAGAUGGUCCUCUCAGCCUGCUCGCCCUACUUCCAGACCCUGCUGGCCGAGACACCCUGCCAGCACCCCAUUGUGAUCAUGCGGGACGUCAACUGGUCGGACCUGAAGGCCAUCGUGGAGUUCAUGUACCGCGGCGAGAUCAAUGUGAGCCAGGACCAGAUUGGGCCGCUGCUCAGGAUAGCCGAGAUGCUGAAGGUACGCGGCCUGGCGGAUGUGACCCACAUGGAGGCGGCCACGGCAGCGGCGGCGGCGGCCUCCUCCGAGCGGAUGCCCUCCUCCUCCCCCAAGGAGGGCGGCCCUUCCACUUCGAGGACUGACAACGAGCGCGAACGGGAGGCGGAGGAGCUCCUGGCCUUCAUGCAGCCGGAGAAGAAGCUGCGCACGGACUGGGACCCCGCCGAGCUGAGACUCUCGCCGCUCGAGCGCCAGCAGGGCAGGAACGUGCGGAAGCGGCGGUGGCCCUCGGCGGACACGAUCUUCAAUCCACCCGCACUACCCAGCCCGCUGAGCAGCCUCAUAGCCGCCGAGCGCCUGGAGCUGGAGCAGAAGGAGAGGGAGCGGCAGAGGGACUGCUCGCUGAUGACGCCCCCGCCCAAGCCGCCGCCGAGCACUGGCUCGGGGGUGGGGGGCUCCUCGAGACGCCUGGAGACCGCCAUCCACGCCCUGGACAUGCCCUCGCCGGCCGCCACGCCGGGACCUCUCUCCCGAUCCUCGCGCCCCCACUCGCAGAGUCCCCAGCAGCAGCAGCAGCAGCAGCAGCAGGGCCAGCUCCCCCUCCCGCUGCCCCUGCAUCCGCACCACCACGCACCACCUGCCCCACAUCCCGCCCAGAGCUCGGGAUCUGGCCACCAUCCGCCGUCGCCCGCUGGAGACUCCCGCUUCCCCCUGGGCCCGGCCGCUGCCAUGGCCGCCGCCAUGGAACUGAGUGGCCUGGGACCUGGUCCGUCCGCCGAGCCACGCCUGCCGCCCCCACCGCCGCACCACCACGGCGCCGGGGUGGGCGGCGGGUCAGGUGGGGCGGGCUCGGGCGGUGGAUCGUCGCUGGCCGAUGACAUGGAGAUCAAGCCGGGCAUCGCCGAAAUGAUCCGAGAGGAAGAAAGGGCCAAAAUGAUGGAGAACUCGCACGCCUGGAUGGGGGCCACCGGAUCCACGCUGGCAGCAGACAGCUACCAGUACCAGCUGCAGUCGAUGUGGCAGAAGUGCUGGAACACCAACCAGAACCUGAUGCACCACAUGCGCUUCCGCGAGCGGGGUCCGCUGAAGUCCUGGCGACCCGAGACCAUGGCCGAGGCCAUCUUCAGCGUCCUGAAGGAGGGACUCUCGCUGUCGCAGGCCGCCCGCAAGUACGACAUCCCGUACCCCACGUUCGUGCUCUAUGCCAACCGGGUGCACAACAUGCUGGGACCCUCCAUCGACGGCGGGCCGGACCUGCGGCCCAAGGGGCGCGGCAGACCGCAAAGGAUCCUCCUGGGCAUCUGGCCCGACGAGCACAUCAAGGGCGUCAUCAAGACGGUGGUUUUCCGCGACACCAAGGACAUCAAGGACGACAGCCUGGCGGCCCACAUGCCGCCCUACGGACGUCAUUCGGACCUUCCCCUGAGCUACCCCGGCGCAAGUGGCGCCCUGGCAGGAGCACCCAGCUCCCUGGCCUGUCCAAAUGGAAGCGGUCCGCAGGCCGGCGUGGGCGGAGUGGCUGGUGAGCAGCACAUGUCGCAGGAAACUGCCGCUGCGGUGGCCGCAGUGGCCCACAACAUCCGACAGCAGAUGCAAAUGGCAGCGGCCGUGCAGCAUCAGCACGGGGAGGCGGGACCACCGCCCGUUCCGCCCGGUUUGUUCAACCUGCCGCCCCACCCCGGAGUGGGUGGCGGCGUGGGCGGGGUGGGGGUGCCAGGAGCGGGCGGAGGCAGGGCCAGCAUAUCGCCGGCCUUGAGCAGCGGCUCAGGGCCCAGGCAUGCGCCUUCGCCCUGCGGUCCCGCUGGCCUCCUGCCGAAUCUGCCGCCCAGCAUGGCCGUUGCCCUGCACCACCAGCAGCAGCAGCAGGCCGCGCACCACCAGCAACAGCAGCAGGCGGCGCACCACCACCUGCAGCAGCUCCACCUGCAGCAGCAACAGGCCCACUUGCACCACCACCAGCAGCAGCAGCACCAUCAGGGCGGCCACCAGGCGGCCCACAAGUCCGGUUUCGGUGCCAGCUCCAGUUCCUCGGCCUCCUCCUCCUCGCUGGGCCAGCUGCAUCCCAAUCCCAAGGCCAAGGGCAGUCCCCUGCGCAGCGAGACUCCGCGGCUCCACUCCCCGCUCGGCGAUCUGGGCCUGGACAUGGCCGGCUACAAGCGGGAGUUCUCGCCCACCCGACUCUUCGCCGAGGACCUGGCCGAGCUGGUGGGCGCCAGUGUCUCCUCGUCCUCCUCCUCAGCGGCAGCGGGCGCAGCGCCCGCGGAGCGAUCGGCCGGAGGAUCUUCGGCCGCCGCGGCAACUGAUGCGGCCACUUCCUCGAGCAGUGGAGGCAUCAAAGUGGAGCCCAUCACCACCACCAGCGAGUAAAGGGAAAAAACGAGAGUUACGGGAGAAAGUAUGAAGCGAUGACGGCUUAACUUAGAUCAGAAGCUCCUGAAGCUUUACUUGGCCUGAGUGCACCUACACCUUGGUUAAUCGACUAACUAUUGUUUUAGGAAGGGGAGAGGUCACCUUCUUAGUUUGCUGUCUAUCAGAUAAUCCUAUUAUGCUUAACUUCCCUAUAUUGUACAAAAGUUGAUUUUGUUCCAUUGGGAGCAACUUAAUGCGAAGAAAUGUAAAUACACUAAAUUAAACCACAUAUAUACACGUUUUAAAGGUUUCUCGUAGAUCGCUGGUUUUUUUACUUUCCAAAAAUACUAAAAAUGAUAUUCAAACGAAUUUAAACGCAAGCCUUAAUAGUUAUUUUCCCCAAAAUCAAAGAUGUACAUUAUCUCCGCGGUUAACCGAGGCAUAGGUGUUCCUAGGCCACUCACUCUAGUUUCCUCCACGCGAUCUUCGCCACCUAGUUUCUAUUCCUAGCGUACUUAUUGAAUCAAAAUUGAAAGUAUUAUUAUGUUAUAGUCCAUCAGUCUAACUAAAUAAAUAGCGAUCGAUCUCUUUAGUUGUAAGCGACAGCUGAGGUGGACGGAGAAGCCCGGAACAUUCCACAAUCCAACCGAACCAGAGGACGAAACUCGAAUUGAAACCGAAAUAGAAUGGAAGCCAGCCCCAGCAGCAUAAUAUUAUUACGUGUAACACAAAUCAAAAGAGUUUAAGCGGACCUAACUUGGCAAUUGUGUGCCCGACCUUGGUUUAGUCUAUAAUUUGCAAGAAGCGAGAACGGAAAAUGUACAAAAUUACCAAGAGGAAGGGAAACCGAAGCACUUGGCUUCGAACGCAAGUGGAAUCAACUAAAUUUAAUGUUUAGGCUUAACGAAAAAGAAAUUCACAAAAAAUGCCUUUCGGAAUUAAAUUCAGCGAUGAACACACCGCACACAAAAUUUGUAAAAAGAACGAAACAAGUAACAAAACAAGUGAACUUUUUUAAACGUAUUUAUACAAGCGAAAUUUUUAGACAAAAUUUAGACUCCAAAUUUUUUAUAGCGCCUGCUGCUGCGACCCGGCCGAGCCCGAGCCCCUGAUUUGAGACUAUUGGAUACCCGACACUACCCGCGAAUCACCCCCAAGCCCCUCUAGAUCCCCUUCUAAAGUGCCUUUUCUAGCCUUAAUUUGGACUCUGCUCCUCUUCUGUCCCGGCGAGGGCGAGGCCAGGGACCCGCAGCAGGACUCGCGGGUUUAUUUGACAAGUCUGGCGACAUUACGACGGGAUGGAAUGUCGGGAGGAGCACCACUAUACACCCCUUGGUUGAACCCUUUAGGCGACUUUCGGCAGCGUUUCGUUUGGCAAGCACACAAUUGAUUAGUCGGACAGAGUUAAUUACGAUAAUGGAUAAACACACACACUAUUUUUGCAUACGCAAGAACACCUACCAUAGCCAUAGCCCGUACGUAACACGAUAUAUAAGCAUCUAUGUAACCCCGGUCCCAGUCCCCAUAGACUUUGAUGUUCCACACGUAUCGAAACUUAACGAAUCCUUCGGAAUAGGAUGUAAUAUAUCAAUGGCAGAGUUAGCGGUUAGAAUCUCCUGGAUAUUGUGUAUCUUUGUACGAUCUGGACCAGUGCGUCCCAGUCCGAGUCCAAACUCAACAUUUUCUAUAAACUUUAGUGCAAACUUUAUGUUCAAAUUAACUUUAAAUGUCGAAAUGAAUGUUCUAAUUAAUCCGAGAAAACAAAAGCGAAAAUGAAACCGAAACCGAAACGAACAAAAGUAUUUUAUAAAAACAUUGAAAAGUAA
Messenger RNA from Drosophila biarmipes, 5533 nucleotides. RefSeq names its product protein bric-a-brac 1 (gene bab1). Gene Ontology annotation, cellular component: nucleus. The record is from RefSeq and is a predicted model, not a curated record. Lineage: Eukaryota; Metazoa; Arthropoda; Insecta; Diptera; Drosophilidae. Gene Ontology annotation, biological process: regulation of transcription by RNA polymerase II. Gene Ontology annotation, molecular function: protein binding; DNA binding.